UGUCUUCCAUAUUGAUAGUGACUAGUGACUGCCGAAACCUGUGUAUAUGACUGCGUUCAUGAGUGUACAUUAUACUGAAGUUUGCAGAGUACAAUUGCAUACUCGUUAGUCGCGUGUAAGUUUACGUGUCCUAUAAGCCACGUCAAAACAUUUAAUACAAUGGUGGAAAUCGAGUCUAUGACAAGAUAUGUCUCUCCCAUAAAUCCUGCAAUUUUUCCAUUACUGGCAGUGGUGUUACUAGGAAUUGGAAUAUUCUUUACAGCAUGGUUCUUUGUUUAUGAAGUUACUAGCACAAAAUUUACAAGGGACAUGUUUAAAGAAUUAUUAAUCUCUCUAGUAGCAGCAAUAUUUUCUGGUUUUGGUAUAUUAUUUUUACUCCUUUGGGUUGGAAUUUAUGUAUAGAUUGAUUCAAUUAAUGAGAAAAACUAACUUUAGGAUUAUGUGUAAUAGCAUUUAAGAAAUUAUAUAAUAAUCUCACAUCAUUAAGAAUAAAAACAAUGUAUUUUUACUAAAUCGUGCAAUGUAGUGAUCGAUCUAUACAUUUAUCACACAGUGAACAAGCAUUUAUAUUUUUUAAUAUGUAUCUAAAGUCACUAUUUGAGGUAUAUGACUUCUUUCCAUAGUUUUAAAGAAAUCAAUUAAAAACUACACACUUUUUACACAUUUUUAAAUACAUUACAUUUUGAAAUAUAAUUUCGUAAAACAAA
Bombus pascuorum is the source of this 707-nucleotide messenger RNA. RefSeq names its product transmembrane protein 258 (gene kud). Lineage: Eukaryota; Metazoa; Arthropoda; Insecta; Hymenoptera; Apidae. Gene Ontology annotation, biological process: protein N-linked glycosylation. The transcript has 3 exons. The record is from RefSeq and is a predicted model, not a curated record. The coding region runs from base 160 to 402 and encodes 80 amino acids. Gene Ontology annotation, cellular component: membrane-bounded organelle.